This is a messenger RNA of Drosophila mojavensis, 911 nucleotides long. Its product is annotated as S-phase kinase-associated protein 1. NCBI's taxonomy places the organism in Eukaryota, Metazoa, Arthropoda, Insecta, Diptera, Drosophilidae. The transcript has a single exon. Gene Ontology annotation, biological process: ubiquitin-dependent protein catabolic process. Bases 333 to 761 code for a protein of 142 amino acids. The record is from RefSeq and is a predicted model, not a curated record.
GUGUACAUGCUGAGCUCUCAAAUCAAUUUGCUUCGACUAAAACCAAAUCAAAUAGGCAGCGACUCGCUGGAAAAGUUUUCACUUGCAAACAACUUUUCGAUAAAUGUAAAAAAAAAAUGAAAUCCAGAUAAGAAAACAUCUAAAAAAAAUCACACUCAUAAAUACUCAAAGCCAUAUUAGUGUCAAAUUGAACAACACGCUGCCCGUCCUCUGGGCAACUGUCGCAUUUUAAUCGAAGCCAUCGAUUCAAGCUCUGCAAACUCCGGGUGCCAUUUGUCAAAAUCAUCAAAGAAGUCUUCAAAGCAGACGCAUUUCCCCCACCAAUUGAAGCCAUGAAUCGCGUUCCCUUAGAGACCAGAGACGGUUUCCUCAUACGCAUCGAUUUCGCAUUGCUGCGCCGCUCGAAAGUCAUGCAGGAAAUGUGCCAGCACAGCGCCGGCGACGGGCCACAGCAGGAGCUGACGGUUGCCCUCGAUCACGAUAUUCUGCUCAAGAUUCUGCUCUGGAUGGAGUUCCACAAGGACGACGAGGAGCCCGACUGGGUGAAAAUGAAGGAGGAGCCAGCCGACUUGGAGCGCCACAUAUGCGACUGGGACAAGGAGUUCCUACGCGACAAACUGUCCACCGUGCGGGCAAUCAUGAGCGGCGCCGACUACCUGGACAUACCCUGGCUGGUGAAGCUCUGCGCCCGCAAGCUGCGCCUGCGCGGCCCGCCCGAGCUGUAUAUGCUCGCUCUAAGCGCCAUAUCACCAAUCGAUUAGUUACUUUAGUCCGUGUCGACACUGUAUGUAUGUAUAUUGUAUAUAUAUGUAUAUUGUAUGUACAUAUAUUGUAUAUAUGUUGUAUAUGCCAUGUUACAAAUAUACUAUACUCUGUAUAUUGUUACUCAUUAAAGAAACGUAUUCACAACA